Messenger RNA from Penicillium alfredii, 546 nucleotides. RefSeq lists its product as uncharacterized. Bases 1 to 546 code for a protein of 181 amino acids. The record is from RefSeq and is a predicted model, not a curated record. The transcript has a single exon. Gene Ontology annotation, molecular function: acyltransferase activity, transferring groups other than amino-acyl groups. NCBI's taxonomy places the organism in Eukaryota, Fungi, Ascomycota, Eurotiomycetes, Eurotiales, Aspergillaceae.
AUGACUAUUCAGAUUGAACCGGCUCGGUUCCCAGAAGACAAGGAUGUCGUAGUGUCGUUGUUCUCGGGCUACGCGGCCUCACUCGGCAUCGACCUCACCUUCCAACAAUUCCAAGCCGAGCUGGAUUCCCUGCCGGGAAAAUACGCAGAACCCAAAGGCGGCGCGCUUUUGAUCGCACGGGAACACAGAAACCUCUCGGUCGCACCGGGCACAGCUUCUCAGCAGCCUAUCCCAAGUGUUGCCCCGGCCCCGCUGCUGUCCGUGGGAUGUGUGGCUCUCCGGCGCAGCGCUGACAACUGGUGCGAGAUGAAGCGAUUAUAUGUGGUCCGAGAAGCGCGUGGAAUGCGCCUCGGUGAAAUCCUCGUCGAGGCCAUUCUUGUACAUGCAAAAUCUAUGGGUUAUCGUGGUAUCCGCCUGGACACGCUGCCCGAGAUGGCGGCCGCGCAACGGCUCUAUCGCAAGUACGGGUUUGUGGAGAUCAAUCCAUACUACGACACACCGAUCAAAGGAACAAUUUUCAUGGGCUUCGAAUUUUCCCCACAAUGA